Molecule: messenger RNA, 1020 nt
Organism: Nerophis lumbriciformis (worm pipefish)
Lineage: Eukaryota; Metazoa; Chordata; Actinopteri; Syngnathiformes; Syngnathidae
Source: RefSeq, a predicted model, not a curated record
AUGGCCCCUCUGCCACUCAUCUUUGCCUUUUGCUUCAUUGGCAUGGUGAUGAGCCAGACAACACCCACUCCCGCUGCCCUCAUCACUUCUCUGGUAGAGAACGCCACCGCUGUGACGCCAACUCCCGCUCUCAGCAGCACCACCCCCAGCUGCUCAGCAUUCAACACUUCCAACUGCGAGCCCUGUGCACCGGGUUCACAGUACGACAACGGCACCCUGCUGUGCGUGUGCUGCUCCGAGCCUGGGCUGUGUCUAUUUCCAGGAGCCUGUCUACCAUGCACCGUUGGCUUUUAUCAGCCACUGGCUGGACAGCAGCAGUGCCUGCCCUGUCGACAAGGCUUCUACACAAAUUUCACUGGGAGCCCACUGUGUCACCCGUGCCUCCCUGGAUCUUUCAACAACAACACUGGUGCCGACAGCUGUGAAAGUUGCUCCCCAGGUUUCUUCUCCUCGCUGCACAGUUCCACAUCGUGCGCACCGUGCUCAAGAGGAACUUUUUGCAACUCCUCCGGUUGCUCCCAAUGCCAGACGUGUCCCGGCGGUUCAGAGGCGCUACAGGCCGCAGCAAAAGAGUGCACUCCGUGUCGGCCGGGCAUGCAUAAGGCUCCCCAUCAGACAAUGUGUCAGAUCUGCAGCAGUGGCUCCUUCCAGAUCCACUGGGGCCAAGAAAGCUGCGACGUCUGCCCGGAAAACCAUUACUGUCCAAGUCCAGACGUGAACCCCAUUCAUUGUCCCAGCGACGCCUUCUGUCCAGAGGGGAGCUCAGCUCCGGGCUACUGCAUGGAGACUUUCUUUCGCAAAGCGGGCGACACAUGUGAACUGGCCCCGGUCACCAUCGCUUUAUUAGUUAUUGGAGGAGGGGUGGCUCUACUCCUCAUCAUUCUAAUGGUCCUACGGAAAAUGAGAGACACCGACCGGGAGCUUAGCAUGUCCCGAGCGCCGCUAUUACGCAAAGAGAGGCCUCAAGGUCGCUACUACGGAAUUCCCUGUGAUGGGGAGCCCGUGUAUGCCGGCUGGUGA